GGCUCAGCAUCAGGCGCGCAUCCUAAGGCAGGGCGGGCGGGGCCUCCCGAAGAGAAAGCGCGGGUCCUGGGCGGGGCCUUUAGAAGAGAGCGCGGCUGAGCUCGGGGCGAGGCGGGGCCGGCCGCGCGUACUUAAGCAGUCUUGGCGCUUGCGGACGCCCCGCCAUGGCUCUGAGGUGCAUCGUUUCUGUGCUGCGCUUCGGCACUCCCCGCGUCGCCCCACUGUCCACGGCGCCCGUGGCUCGCGAGCAGUCCGCGGCUGGCGAGCAGUCCGCCGCAGGCCGGGAGGCCACUCCAGAAUGCCGGGCGGCCGAAGGUGCGCGACCGCCGUUGCCCGUCGUGGACUUCGGCAACACUCAGGAGGCGUACCGCAGCCGGCGCAGCUGGGAGCUGGCGCGCAGCCUGCUGGUGUUGCGCUUGUGCGCCUCACCUGCGCUGCUGGCGCACCACGAGCAGCUGCUCCAUCUCACCAGGAGACUUCUGGGGCAAAGGCUGUUUGACAAGCUGAUGAAGAUGACCUUCUAUGGGCAGUUUGUGGCUGGUGAGGACCAGGAGUCCAUCCGGCCCCUGAUCCAGCACAACAGGGCCUUUGGCGUGGGCUCCAUCCUGGACUACGGGGUGGAGGAGGAUCUGAGCCCCCAGGAGGCGGAGCACAAGGAGAUGGAGUCCUGUACAUCGGCUGUAGAGAGGGAGGGCAGUGGUACAAGUAAGAGGGAGAAGCAGUACCAGGCCCACCGGGCCUUUGGAGACCGCAGGGAUGGUGUCAUCAGUGCCCGCACCUACUUCUAUGCCAAUGAAGCCAAGUGUGACAGCCACAUGGAGACGUUCUUGCGCUGCAUUGAGGCUUCAGGCAGAGCCAGUGAUGAUGGCUUCUCAGCCAUCAAGCUCACCGCAUUGGGGAGACCCCAGUUUCUGCUGCAGUUCUCAGACGUGCUGACCAAGUGGAGACGAUUCUUUCACCAAAUGGCUGCAGAGCAAGGGAAGGCUGGGCUGGCUGCCAUGGACAUGAAGCUGGAGGUGGCAGUGCUACAGGAAAGUGUGGCAAAGAUGGGCAUCGCAUCCAGGACGGAGAUUGAGAGCUGGUUCACUGCGGAGACCUUGGGCGUGUCUGGCACUCUGGACCUACUGGACUGGAGCAGCCUCAUCGACAGCAGGACUGAGCUCUCUAAGCACCUGGUGGUCCCUAACAUGCAGACAGGACAGCUGGAGCCUCUCCUGUCACAGUUCACGGAGGAGGAAGAGCUGCAGAUGACGAGGAUGCUGCAAAGAAUGGACAUCCUGGCCAAGAAAGCCACCGAGGUGGGCGUGCGGCUGAUGGUGGAUGCCGAGCAGACCUACUUCCAGCCAGCCAUCAGCCGCCUGACACUGGAAAUGCAGCGCAAGUUCAACAUAGAGAAGCCGCUCAUCUUCAACACAUACCAGUGCUACCUCAAGGACGCCUAUGACAACGUCACCCUGGAUGUGGAGCUGGCUCGCCGUGAGGGCUGGUGCUUUGGGGCCAAGCUGGUGCGGGGUGCAUAUAUGGCCCAGGAACGUGCCCGUGCCGCGGAGAUUGGCUAUGAGGACCCCAUUAACCCUACGUAUGAGGCCACUCAUGCCAUGUAUCACAGGUGCCUCAAUUAUGUCCUGGAGGAGCUGAAGCACAAUGCCAAGGCCAAAGUGAUGGUGGCCUCUCACAAUGAGGACACAGUUCGCUUCACGCUGCGCAGAGGAAGUCAGGAGGCCUAGCUCAGAAGCCAGGUGGAGAACCUUGCCUGCUGGGAGAAGCUGCAGUCACAUGGCCUAGCGGGUGGAGAGGGGUCAGCAGCCACUUCCGCAGGAACCGCGUGAAUGUCCCCACCACUGCCAGUCAGGUGGGCAGCAAUGUGGUGGCAGCCCUGCUCUCACAGGGUUCAUGUUCCAGUGAGGGACAGAGAUACUUAAACUGGAGACUGGGGCCACAUGGUAGAGACCAUGGCCUGCUUUAGAGUAGGUGGCCCCCACACUGGAGCCACUCUGACAGAAAGAGGGAGAGGACCUCUGGAGGAUGAUCCUCAUGUGGAGGGCCGGGGUGAGAUGUCCUCAAUGCUCUAGGAGUGAGGGGCCUGAGACAGUGAGAAGAGGGGGACCCUGGAGACAGGGAAGCACACUGCUGGCCUGCAGCCUGGGUGCGUGUGAGGAGGACCCAGGCUAAACAUACCCUUGGAGGGAGGUGGAAGGAUGAGGGCAGAUUCCAGAGCGCUGGUAAUUGAGUCUGGACAUGUGGAUACAGCAAGCUGGAGGUAAAAAUAUAAGAAUCCUCAGUAAGUAGACAUUGCAAACCUUGGAAAUUUUUCUAAGACCAUACAAGGGAGGUAUGAAGUCAGGAGAGGGUGCUGGGCACAGUUGGGGGCCAGAUGUUGGGCAGCACUAAGAGAAAUGUGAGCCACAUCUAUUCUAAAUGUUCUACUAGCCACAUAAGAGAUGACAUUAAUUUCAGUAAUACCUUUCAAUUAGGCCAACAUAUCCAAAAUAUUACCUAUAUUCAGUAUUUCAGAAAAACAAUACAUUCUUUUUUCCAGUUUUCAAAAUCCCAUGUGUGUUAGAUACUUCUAGCACAUCUCAGUUUAGACCAGUUGACUUUCAGAGACUCAGUGGGCACCAGUGGCUGGUGCUGCUGUAUGGGACAGAGCAGCCAGUAAGGGGAGGACAAGAGACCGGGUGGGACGGAGGGGAUGUGGCACUGAAGGAGAGGGGCUCAAAAAGGGGUUGGAGGAGGGUCUUUUGAUGGCUUACCCAGGCCAAGCUUUGGGGCAGGCCUGCCUCACUAGGUUAGG
This is a messenger RNA of Prionailurus viverrinus (fishing cat), 2794 nucleotides long. RefSeq names its product proline dehydrogenase 1 (gene PRODH). NCBI's taxonomy places the organism in Eukaryota, Metazoa, Chordata, Mammalia, Carnivora, Felidae. Bases 165 to 1727 code for a protein of 520 amino acids. The record is from RefSeq and is a predicted model, not a curated record. Gene Ontology annotation, molecular function: proline dehydrogenase activity; FAD binding. Gene Ontology annotation, cellular component: mitochondrion. The transcript has 13 exons.